Amaranthus tricolor (Joseph's coat) is the source of this 1449-nucleotide messenger RNA. RefSeq lists its product as uncharacterized. The transcript is spliced from 2 exons. The coding region runs from base 1 to 1449 and encodes 482 amino acids. The record is from RefSeq and is a predicted model, not a curated record. NCBI's taxonomy places the organism in Eukaryota, Viridiplantae, Streptophyta, Magnoliopsida, Caryophyllales, Amaranthaceae.
AUGGCCUCACUGAUUGAUGAAUCCCAAAGCGCUUUUGUUGCGAACAGACAAAUCCUAGAUGGCGUGUUGAUCGCAAAUCAAUCGAUUAGAUGGCUGAAAAAAAGAAAUAUCCCUGGAACUCUUAUAAAACUAGACUUCCAAAAGGCAUACGAUUCUGUUAGUUGGAACUUCUUGAAACAAGUCAUGGAAAAGUUAGGAUUUGGUAGGAUAUGGACAAAGUGGAUUAUGGACUGUGUUAGUACCGCAUCGAUGUCAAUCCUCCUCAAUGGCUCACCCUUAAAACCGUUCAAGAUGGAAAAGGGUCUGAGGCAAGGUGAUCCCCUGUCAUCAUAUCUUUUCCUACUGGUUAGUGAAGCCUUGGUCUACCUUCUCAGAAAGGCUGAGGAAAGGAACCUGAUCGAGGCAGUUUGUAUAGGAAAGGAAAAGGUAAAUCUGAAACACCUACAAUUUGCUGAUGACAUCCUUAUCUUUGCGCCUAGAAACACCAUGUGCAUAACGAACUAUUUUAGAAUCCUCGAUGUCUUUGCCAUGAUAUCGUUGAGAAAGGUGAAAGAAGGAACGUGGGCACAACUUCUGAGCAAUGAAGCCAACACAAUCAAAAUCAGAUCGAUUGUAGAAGAGGGUAUGAUCUUAAAAGUAGGGCACGGAACUUCAGUUCGAUUUUGGCAUGAUAGAUGGUGUGAAACCGGGAUACUUAAGAGAAUAUUCCCAACACUAUAUGCGAUAUCAAUUCAAAAAAAUUGCUUCAUAAGCCAGAUGGGGUAUUGGGUGGAGGAAGGGUGGAUAUGGAACCUCGAAUGGCGCAGAACCCUAUACGAAUGGGAAAAUGAGGAAGUCUCCACACUCAAACACCAUAUCGAACAAAAAAGUCCAUAUAGAGAAAUAGAGGAUGGUGUGUACUGGAAACAUUCUAGUAAUGUGGGAUACCCUGUAAAGAGCAUCGUUGAAAAAAUGGACGAAUCUCAUGCUCCAAUCCUCCCCAAACCCAUCAUAAACCUCGUAUGGAAAAUUGUCUUACCCCCAAGAGCACAAAUGUCAUUACGGAUGGCAAAUCUGGGAAAACUAAAAACUGGAGACCAUCUACUGAGACAGGGGAUUAUUGAACCACAACAAGCCACUUGCUCUUUCUGUGACCUUGAAACAGAAUCCAACUAUCACAUUCUUUUUACAUGCAGAUUCUCAUGGUGUUCUUGGAUGAAAAUGCUAGAAUGGUGGAAUAUCUCCGGCGUCCUCAUGAAUCAGAGUAGUUCAUUCACCAUCCAGUGGAUGGGAUUGGUAAAAAACCGAAAGCUUCAAAAUCUAAGGAGCAUGAUCCUAGGAUGCGUUAUAUGGUCACUAUGGUUUGAAAGGAACAAAAUAAAAUUCGACGGCGGAUCACCAAAUCUUCAGAACUUUGUCUGCUCGCUCAAGAUCAAAAUAGGAAUAUGGGCAAAGGAAAUGAUAGGCUAA